Messenger RNA from Dicrocoelium dendriticum, 351 nucleotides. NCBI's taxonomy places the organism in Eukaryota, Metazoa, Platyhelminthes, Trematoda, Plagiorchiida, Dicrocoeliidae. The record is from the annotation of a GenBank genome assembly.
AUGUCCCAUCGCAGACCUCGCAGGCAUCCUCACCCUAUCAUGCGCUAUACUGACACUCCGCCAAUCAGCUGUUCCGAACGUGUCUAUCCUCAUAGCCAAUCGAUCUUCCAAGCUACGCUAUUGGUGUAUUUUGCCCUAUCAGUCAUUGACACAUCAAGCGACUUUGCUUGGCAUAUGUCCAUACGUGUAGGCAAUCAAUUGGUGUAUUGGCUUGCUUCGAAGCGGUGCUGCCCAGUUACGCCUUCGCGUACUUGUUUGCUUUUUGUGCUUAUCUUUGCUUGGCUUUUGGAUCGGUUUUCCGUGGUAUCUACUGAAGUUUCUAUUGCUUUCUUGUAUAAGGAAACCGUUUGA